CAUGGCUACAAGCCUAGCAGCUCAGCUGCAGCGUUUGGCGGCACCACAAACGUCGGUGCAGGUGGAAAGCAGGCGGACAGCAUCGAUCUUGUUCGAUGGCAAGGAGGCCGCCACGAAGGAUCGCGAAGUGAUCUUCGACAUCGGGCUGAGCGGGCUGGAAGAACUGAUCCAGCUGAACGGAGCGUUUGCCCGCUUCGAAGAGACUUUGUUCGACCGCAACGCGAUGGAUCUGCAGCGGUCCGUCGAAGACCAGACGCUGAACGAGAUGCUCGAUGCGAAUGUGCGCAAGUUCUUCUGUCACCUCAGCCCGUACUUUAUGCUCCAGCCGGCCCACAAAUGCUUGGAGUGGCUUAUCAGACGGUUCAAUGUGCAUCAGUUCAAUCGGCGAGACUUUGUCAAUUUUAUCCUCCCGUACCACGAGACACGCAUGUUCGUGCGCUGCAUCCAAACUCUCCGGUUCCAGCCAACGAACGACCAGCUGGCGUUUCUGGAGCCCAUCGGCAAGGCGGGUGUUCCGCCGUCGAAGCGUAUCAUCAUCGAACAUUUUACUGCGCAUCCAGAGUUUCUAAAGCAGUACGGCAAGUUCCUGAUGGAGGCAACCACCGAGCUGGGUAGCAAAGCGAACUCACUGCAGGCCAUGUUUGCCUUCUUCUGUAGCACCACGCUCGGCGUGUUGGAGAGUGUCGAGAGCGUGACGGAAAACUACGUGGUUGCGGUGCUGCGUCCGGUGGCAGCCGGGCUCGCGUCCAACGCGAUCGACUAUGCAUCCGCCUGCUACAUGAUCGUUGGCCAGCUGGUAACGAAGACGGCCCUGUCGGUGGAUACGCUGGAGUUGCUCACCAAACGGCUUUGCUGCGCGGAGGAAGGAACUCAGCGUUCCAACGCCGUCAUGCUGCUGGUGCUGAUCUUUCAGACGCAGCACGAGCGCCUGUCACCGAUUCCGAACAAGCUGAUGAAGCGCCUGAUCCGCACCAACUGGAUCCCGCAGGUCCUGAGCGAGGUGAAGGCUGAUGGUAUCGAUGUGCUCGUGUGCUAUCGGAAGAUUCUGGAGACGUCCCUCGGCGAGAUAUGCCAGUCGUUCCACUCGAUCGGAUUCUACAGCCAGAUAUGCGAGCAACUGUUGUUGGAGAUUGCGUUGACCGAUACGGAGGCAGAAGACAUCAUUCAAUGUGUGCUUGAUUCCUACAUUGGAACGGGGAAGUCGACGGCGGAGAAUAACAAACCAUCGCCGAAACCGAUGGACGACGAUGACGACGAAACGAUCAACCUGGACAGCGAUUCCGAGGAGGAAAAUUUCAAGAGCCGGCACGAAAAGGUCACCCGGUGGUAUUCGGACUUUCUAAAGAGCCUUGAAAGGCAGUACCCGACGCCGUUCGAUACGGUCGUGAAACGGGCCAUGAAAGGCCAGGAGCAGUACUCCCACCGGAAGCGGAACGCUUUGAAGAACGUUUUGGGUUUCCUACUCCAAGCCUCCUGCGAUGAAAACGAAGCGUUCGUGUUCGAGAAUUUGUUCCACUAUGACGCCGAUCGGCGAAGCCAUGCGGUAAAUUACAUCGUCGAGAAUUUCGAAAGGCUGACGUCGGAGGGACGCGGACGGUUGGAUUUGCUGCGUGAAAGUAUUAGCGAGCGACUGGACGACGACAGCUGUGCCGUAGUCAAGGAAGUGCUUAGGCUCAGCCCGGCUCAACUGUUGGCGACGGUGGGCGCGGACGCGUUGGUUACCAAGCUGAACCAUCUGACGCUCAAGUGUGCCGCGAAUCCGGAGUAUUGGAAACUGGUGACGCAUCGGGUGAUAGCGAUGCUGACCAACGAAAAAAUCUACACGAGCGUCAACAUAAACCGCGUGAUCAUUGCACUCUAUCCGUUGCUUUUCCAACUCGGCGAUGACCCAGUGGGGCAGAAGAACGUCGAGCUUUUGCUCCAGACGCCGUUUUCCAAGAAAUUCCUCGUUCCGGCGUUUUACGGUAGCACGGCGAACUGUGACAUCUUGCUGCGGACGCUGGAGGAAACGGGUCAAUGCACCAAUCCGGUGCAAGUGUGCUUUAACAUUCUGCUCCUCUCGUCCGCUCUCCCAUCGUCGUGCUCCGUCGAUCAGGCCGAUCGUGUGCUGCGUUACGCGCGCAAGCAACUGACCGGCCACCGGUUCCAGUACGCCAUGUCGUCGGACAUACAGUGCUUGAUGGCGGGCAAACUUCCGGUCGACCUGAUCACCGUGCCGAUCCGGCACAUUAUCGAGCGCAUCCGGCUCGACCCAACUACGGUCGACAUGAACUUCGACCGGCAGAAUGUGGCGUUGCGGUUGCAGUUGAGCAUUUUCAGUGACCUUCUCCAGCGCUACUGCAUCAUCGAUCCACAGUUCACCGAUCUGCGUUCGAUCUUCGGCAAUCUGCUGAAAACGUUCCUCACCCAGCUGUACCCCGAACUGGGUGCGAGGGUCGAGUUUCUGUCGCACUUUUAUACGGUGCAUCUGAUCGAGCGACCCAGUGAUCUGCCGGCGGAGGAGGAUUCGUCGAACUUUUCCAUCGGCCUGGAGCUGCAGGUUCGCGCAAUACGACUGACGAACACGAUGCUCGGGCAGAUGGUGGACCAGGGCUGCGAGAUCACGUUUAACGCGCUCACGAACGUGAUCCUUGCGCUUACGUCGGAAUGUUCGUUGGUGCGCGAGUGUGUGAUGAGCACGAUCAAGCUGAUCAUGCAGCUGGGAGCUGGCAAUCGGCUGUCGAAGCCUACCGGGGUAUUUUUGCGCUGUCUACUGAAGCGCCGCGAAGAGCUGUCGAUCGACGGGGAGCAGCUUUCGAUGGUCCUGUUCAUCAUGAGGGAAGGGGAAAAGGGAAAGACCAUUAAACCGAUCCUGGAGAGUUUCAUCGAGCGGCUAAACGACCCCAACACGCCGGCUUACAUUGCGGCCGGUAUCGUGGAGAUGGUGAAGCUACUCGAUGAUCCGCUUGUGCUGGUCCGACCGGCCACGAAAGUGGUAGCCAUCCUGGAGGCGGUCAAUGGCGACAAGGCGCGCCUCACGUUCGACCUGUACGAGUCGAAAAUGUUGCAAAUCCUGCUGGGAAGGUACACGGCGGACGUGACCGAGCAGGUGAUGCGCAACGAGAUCUGUCAGCGCGUCAUAACGGUCGCGUUGCAGUGCCACAAGGCGAUGGUUGUGCCGGGGCGGCGCAAACACUGCACUCCGGCGAUUCUGAUGAUCGAGGCACUCGCCGAUGAGCUUUUCGAGGCGCUGCCGAAAUCGUACGCCAAGCGCGUCCUGCUGCACAUCGUCGAAGCGGCCGCCCUGUCCGAGCACCCGGAAACGAACUCGGCCACGGCGAAGCUGUUCAAGGGCUGCACGAUCGAUGCGGCACUGGCGGUCGAUUUGGUGGCAGACAUGAGCAACCAAUCCUCCCAACCGACGACGGUCGGAUCGGCCAAAUCCCUACGCAACUCGAUCAUUGCCGUCGCACCAUGCGAGCGGGUGCUGUCCACCGCGGUGUGGAAACGUGGCGUGACGCUGUUAGAGCACCUGCAGAACAAGAAAAAACUGGAAAAUGCCCAUCUGCUGGUGCCGAAGUUGUUCGAGUGCCUCAAGUACUGUCUCGACUUUGAGGAGCAAUCGGUGGUGGAGUACGUGAAGCAGAUCAUACUCUCGCUUUUGCUGCACUGCAUCGUGAAGGUAGAACAACAGGUAGCGCUCGAGGGAUCGACAGACGUAGCGCGAGUAUUCGGCAACGUCGGCACCGUGUUCAAGGUGGAACAGAUCGUGCAGUGCAUUCGGGGUUCGCAGAAUCCUCAAACGCAUCAUCACGCGCUGCUGCUGCUUGGCCACGUGGCGCGAUACGUGCCCGAACAGGUCCUGCACAACAUGAUGGAAAUCUUCACUUUCGUCGGUUCCUCGAUCGUGCGACAGGAUGAUGCGUACAGCUUCCAGAUCAUUUCGAAAACCAUCGAGACGAUCGUGCCGACGAUUGCCGGUAGCGAGUCUUCGUCGCAAGAGCAGGUCAUCCCGAUACUGAAGAUCUUCUCCGACAUCAUCCUGGACGUGCCGGAGCAUCGGCGGAUCGCGCUGUACGUGAAGCUGCUCCAGACGCUCGGCGCCAACGAGUAUCUGUGGGUGUUUUUGGGUGUGUUGAUCGAAUCGGACGUUAUGAAGGGAGGACACAAGGCGGAGCAGAAAAGUCAGCGUGGCAAGUCGCGGGCGGAAGCGGAACUGGCGACGAGCGAGCUGUCCAAACGCAUGGAGGUGGCAUUGUUGAUUGCGCGCGAGUUCGAACCAACCGUCAUCGUUCAAACCUGCACGAACUUGAUCGACUAUCUGCGCGAGCUGCCGAUGGAACCGGAGAAGCGUAAGAAGGAGGAGGAGGAGGAGCUGAUGGAGGUGGACAUGUCCGAUACGGUCAUCUUUAACGUGAAGGCACACACGAAUCGUCACCUGCGGCACUUUAAGUACGCGCUGGUGCAAUUCGUCGGUGGGCUCGUGUCGUCGGUGUUUGUCAUCAACAAGAUCGCCCAGCUGAACAAGGAGGAAACGCUCGGCAUGAAGAAGUACUACCAGAAUCUGAUCGUCGGCAUCCUGACGUACGUGAAGGACCUCUCGAAGACGAUCGAUAGGCUGAAGGCGGAGAAAGCGGACGAAAAGAUUCCGCUGUACUGGCGGGUAAUGCUGACCUACUGUUAUGACAUUCUGGAAGGUACGAUUUCGCUUCUGUCGGCCGACACGCUUAUAAUCGUCGUGCACGGGUUGCUGAAGCAUCGCUUCCUGAUGGUCCGCCGGAAGGUGCUCGAGCUGCUGAACAACAAGCUGCAGUACAAGCAGGACUACUUCGAGGAACGGCACCAUCCGGGUUUGUUGCAACUGCUCGAUCCACUGAUGGAACUGGUGAAGCACUUGCACGAAGAGGAGUCGGUCGUCGGGACGACUAUCGAGCGGUCGGUGAUCGUACAGCUGUGCUACAUAUCGUUGCGCCAUCUCUCAAAGAUCCUCACACAGCACGCCACCAAGAAGGUCCAGUCGGUGCUGGCCGAUCUCGUGGCGGAACUGCACGGGUACAAGAAAAACCCCAACCCGCAGGUCCUCGCCUCGCUGAUCCUGUGCAUCGGUGAGCUAUGCAGCAAUCUUGGGCCGCACUCGAUCAACUUCCUGCCAAAGUUUGUCCCGAUGGUGAACAAGUUCCUCAAUGCGCAGCUCAGGUCGGAAGAUCCGGUCGAUAUGCUUACGUACAGCAUUGUGCUGCUGAUGGUAAAAAUAGUCGACACACUGUCGCGCUUCCUUUCACCGUAUCUGUGCUCCAUGUUGGUCGUGCUGUCGCAGCUUUAUGCCCUUGUUGAACAGCGCAACGACAGCGCAAUGUCGGCGAAUAUGCUCUCCCGACUGGCGCUGAUUUGGAACAACCUGGCGGGAACUAUCGCGCCGCGCGUGAUGAUCCCAGCGAUCGAGGAAAGCUACCAUGAGCUGGUGGGUGAAGGGGAACUGUCCGCGGUCGGGCCACUGAUGAAGCUUCUCUCGACCACGUUCGGCAAGCUAAAGUCAUCCGAUUUCACCGCCAUCCGAGGGGAGUUGGCCGAGCUAUUCCUGACAGUGCUCCAGUUCCGCUGUAAUCAAUCGGCCUCGGACAUGUUCACGCUGGCGGCGAUCGAUGCGACGGAAGCGCACGUCAUCCGGGCGUUCGUGGUGCUCAUCCUGAAGCUCUCGGAGAGUACCUUCCGGCCACUGUUCUACCAGGUGUUCGAGUGGUCCAUCCGCGAAUCGUCCAGCAACGAUCGGGCCAUCACGUUCUUCAACGUGUGCGCCCACGUGGCGGAGGCGCUUAAAUCGCUGUUCGUACUGUUCGCCAGCGAUCUGGUCACCAUCGCGGCCAAACUGCUGAACGCCACCAACAGCGCCAAGGUCGGCGACGGUGGCGAGGGCCACGAGGAGGAGUUGCACUUUGCGCUCGAAUCGAAAAAUGUGACGCUGCUCCGGUACGUACUCAAGACGCUGUACUGCAUCGUGCUGUACGACAAUCAGAAUUUCAUCAACGCCGUGCGCUUCGAUAUGCUGCUCGGGCCGAUCACAGACCAGCUGGAGAAUGGGCUAAUUAUGAACGUCACCGAGGUGCGCACACUGGUCAUCGAUUGUCUCGCCCAGAUGGCCGUCGCCGUGAUGGACGAUUCGCUCUGGCGUCAGCUUAACUAUCAGGUGCUGCUAAAGACGCGAAACAACGAGCCGGAAGUGAGAAUGUUCGCUCUGGAGGCCUGCACGGAAAUAGCGCGUAAGCUGGGCGAAAGCUAUGCACCGCUGCUACCGGAAACGAUUCCAUUCCUGGCGGAACUAAUGGAGGACGAUAAUGAGGACGUCGAGAAAGCGGUGCAUCACUCAUGCCGUGAAAUUGGCCGUGCGACGGGUGAAGAUUUGCAGAAAUACUUUUGAAAAAAAGUAGGCGCCGCCUAAUAGUAAGUAAGUGGUUGUCACCCCGUCCGGCUGACACGAAAUGGAAGGCUAUUUUCGCGCCCGCCUGUAAAGAAAAUGUACGGUACCGGGGUUGCAAGCUACGUUAAAUAGAACGGUACAAAUUUAAAGUGUAUAAACGAAGGUGAUACGCAGAAAAUGGGUGAAAAGAGUGUUGAGAAAAUAUCGUUUACGGAAUACGGUGCAUGCCGUAGCUCGGGGCAACGACAGGUGAGGUGAGUAAUUCAACGAUGGGAAAGUAAAGAAGGGAGGACGACAACAAACUUGAAUGUAUCCACAAACAUCGUUGGAAUGUCGUAAGAGAUAACAUGUUGAGGUAUGAUAAUGUGUUAAAUGUAUACCAUAGAUAAGGAUGAGGUUUUCAUAAAUAGGUUCCAUCGAAAAUGAGAGAAAAGUGUGUCACUGUAGAUGAAUUUUAAAAACAGUUUUCAUAUUUUCUUCGCUGGACAAUGAGAUCAUUUUCAUUUCAUUUCAGUACAUUUCAUGCAAAAUGAUCUGGUAAAUGAAAAAUAAACCUGGUUCAACUUUCGCAUAGCGGUCUUUGUAGCUUUGGACUUUUUUUUUCUAGAUUACUAUAUUAACAAUUUUAUCACAAAUUCAACGUUUAUUUCAAUCGCAAUCCAUGCAAGUACGCGGUUAAAUUUGUAUCAAGUUAAAACAUCC
Messenger RNA from Anopheles coustani, 7096 nucleotides. Its product is annotated as HEAT repeat-containing protein 1 homolog. Gene Ontology annotation, cellular component: 90S preribosome; t-UTP complex; small-subunit processome. NCBI's taxonomy places the organism in Eukaryota, Metazoa, Arthropoda, Insecta, Diptera, Culicidae. The transcript has 4 exons. Gene Ontology annotation, molecular function: snoRNA binding. Gene Ontology annotation, biological process: maturation of SSU-rRNA from tricistronic rRNA transcript (SSU-rRNA, 5.8S rRNA, LSU-rRNA); positive regulation of transcription by RNA polymerase I. The coding region runs from base 2 to 6394 and encodes 2130 amino acids. The record is from RefSeq and is a predicted model, not a curated record.